Molecule: messenger RNA, 1044 nt
Organism: Humulus lupulus (European hop)
Lineage: Eukaryota; Viridiplantae; Streptophyta; Magnoliopsida; Rosales; Cannabaceae
Product: gamma-secretase subunit APH1-like
Exons: 6
Coding region: 65-811 (248 amino acids)
Biological process (GO): positive regulation of catalytic activity; protein processing
Cellular component (GO): gamma-secretase complex; endoplasmic reticulum; membrane
Molecular function (GO): protein-macromolecule adaptor activity
Source: RefSeq, a predicted model, not a curated record
AAGAUUUGGGAGGAUGUUUAAAAUGGAGUGAAGAGAGAAGAGCAUAGAAGAGAAGGGGAAUGAGAUGACGGUUGCAGCGGGAGUUGGGUAUGCCUUGAUAGCGUUGGGACCUUCUCUUUCUCUCUUCCUCUCCGUUAUCUCCAAAAAGCCUUUUCUCAUUCUCACCAUCCUCUCAAGUACCCUGUUAUGGCUGAUAAGCCUGAUCAUAUUGUCUGGACUAUGGAGGGCAUUUCUUCCUAUGAAGUCGGAUACAUGGUGGCUUUAUGGAGUCCUUUUAUUCACCGCGGUUGCGUUUCAGGAGGGCCUGCGGAUUCUCUUCUGGAAAGUCUACAAGAGGCUGGAAGAUAUUUUGGAUACUUUUGCUGAUAGAGUCUCAAAACCACGCCUAUUUCUGACAGACAAGAUGCAAAUUGCUCUGGCUGGUGGUAUGGGCCAUGGCUUAGCCCAUGCUGUUUUUUUCUGUCUCAGCCUCUUAACACCAGCAUUUGGACCAGCAACAUAUUUUGUUGAUAACUGCUCCAAGAUACCCUUUUUCCUUGUUUCUGCAAUCAUUGCUCUUGCAUUUGUUACCAUUCACACUUUCUCAAUGGUCAUAGCAUUUAAUGGAUAUGCGGAAAGGAACAAAGUGGACCAGUUUUUUGUUCCUCUAGUCCAUCUUGUUGCAGCUAUGGGGACACUUGUUAAUUUCGCAUCAGGAGGCUGCAUUAUCGCUAUUCCUCUACUUUACUUUGUCACAAUCUUGACACUCCUAUAUUGUGGGAAGAUGGUGUGGAGAAGGUUGACGGAAGACCAAAGUAGACAGAGUAAUUAAUUCCUUGUAGCCUGUCAAUUUUGUGAAAUCUCUCCUUUUAAAUUUCCAUUGUGUAGUUCUGUUUUUGUGUGUGCUAAAUGAGGAGGUUAGCUCAAAUACAACAAAAACGAAUUCAAGAAGAUAGAGAAAUGUUUUGUUCAUGCUUUAGGUUCACUAUCUUAAAUGUAACAAAGUUGAAACUAUUCUGGUACUAGCUUAGUGAUACAUUAUUGGACCUUGAGUUCACCUGCUCA